This is a messenger RNA of Olea europaea var. sylvestris, 1426 nucleotides long. RefSeq names its product sterol 3-beta-glucosyltransferase UGT80B1-like. The record is from RefSeq and is a predicted model, not a curated record. Bases 933 to 1169 code for a protein of 78 amino acids. Lineage: Eukaryota; Viridiplantae; Streptophyta; Magnoliopsida; Lamiales; Oleaceae. Gene Ontology annotation, molecular function: hexosyltransferase activity. Gene Ontology annotation, biological process: carbohydrate metabolic process. The transcript has 3 exons.
UGACAUAGACGAUUUGUGGUUUCGGGUAGCAUACAAUCGCCAACGAAUUUUAAAAGUUAACAUAUUAUCGAAAUUCUCGAAAUACUAGUUUUAAAUGCCUAAUUUGACGUGUCAUAACUUUUGCUAUUGUUGACCAUUUCGAACGCCUUUAGUGAGCAAAAAACUAGGUCAUGAUCACUUUGAAAUAGUAUUAAGAAUGUAAUAUUUCGACUUCAUUUGACAUCCUGUAAUGAGUGUAUCAAAAUAGGUCGUAAAGGGAUUAAAACAACUAUUUUCAAAUAAAUUUAAAAAAAAAAAAAGACAAAGGCAAAAAAUUUGUGGGGUCGUUUGACCCCACAUGACCCCAUGUGGGUCCGCCUAUGGCUAAACGUUCAAUAUUAUUAAAGAUAGCAGUCUUGCAUAUACCUAAUGCUAAUCAAGAUUUUCUUGUUAAAAUGAUUGAAAUGAAGGACGUGCUAAUGAAAUUUAAAGAAAGCUUUAAUUGUCUUCUUCCUUUUCAUGUUUUUGUAGUGAGGAGCUUGACGAAAUAGAUUCCAUUGUUACGUUGCACCCUAUUUAAUAUUCAGCUGUAAACAUUGAUGCAGUGUAUUCUUGCAUUUUAUUUGGAACAUGGCGUUUUAUGUACUCGUAAAUAAUUCAAUCUUGAUUUUAACCUACAAUAUUCUUGGCUACAGGAAUAUGGUCAUCGUGUUAGGUUGGCAACUCAUGCUAACUUCCGUGAAUUUGUGAAGUCAGCUGGGGUAUAUUUUUACCCACUUGGUGGCGACCCUCGGGUUUUGGCUGGAUGUAAGGGGUCCUCAACAAGCAUAUACAUUCCUGUCAUCACUAAAUGAACUGUAGUAGAUCUACUGUGGCAUUAGUAUGACUCUCAUUUAGUCUCAUUAGGAUUCUUAUGCGUAUUCUGUGACCUUGGGAUCCUGACUAUAGCAUAUAUGGCCAGAAAUAAAGGACUUAUACCAUCAGCACCUGGAGAAAUAUCUGUACAGAGAAAGCAAAUAAAAGCCAUUAUUGAAUCUCUGCUUCCAGCUUGCACAGAACCUGAUGUAGAAAAUGGUGAACCAUUUAAGGCUCAAGCAAUUAUUGCAAACCCUCCUGCAUAUGGACAUGCGCAUGUUGCUGAAUCUCUUGGUGUGCCCUUGCAUAUCUUCUUCACGAUGCCUUGGACGUGAGUUUAGAUAUUCAUUUCUGUUUUUGUUUCUCAGUUCUCUGUCUCACUUAACCCUUCUAAGUAAUUGAACUAAUAUUAAGUUGUCUGGUAUAAGAAUUAAGUUUUAUCAAAAGAAAAAAUAAAUAAAUAAAUUUAUCUACAUUUCCUCUCAAGGAAAGAUUAAAAAAAAGUGCAAUUAUAAAAAUAACCGUGUCCACAAUAUUUGAUGUUUCGAGGAUGGUUUUUGGCUCUAUAAAAUUGACAACAAAAGAUUUCUGU